AUGGCCGCAAAUGACCCUAAACUGAUCACACUGGCAUUACUACAUCAUAAACCAAGAUUGCGAUUUACCACACUGUUCCUUGAUAAUUUUGAAGUAAGUUGGGAAAAGGAGACUUGCCGCGCAAGGGCAAGAAAUCCUAACUUGGACCCUUAUAUGCUCGCCCGACGCUGCUUUGUGGGCUUUAACAAGGAUUUUUGGAAUGCGCAUUUAAUGUUGGGAGAGGACUCAACCGAAUUGAUCUGGGUGUCUAGACCACUCACUAAGCAAGAGUUGGAGGACGAGGACCCCGACAAGGCCGCUCUAGCCAUCGCUACUAAUCCUUGCGCACUAAAGCUUCUUGCCGAGUUCCUUAAACUCGGUGGCAAGGAAGUACCUAAGAAGCGGGAAAAUAGAAUCAAGAUAGUGGAGUGGCUCCGCUAUUACGGCGUCAUCGCUGAACUAGAAGGGCGAGAAAUGAUAGUUACCAGAGACUGGAGCGAAAGUCAAAUUAAAAAGGCGAAGUUGUUCUUCCAUCCUUACGUCGUGGCUAUGAGGAACAUGCAUUCAAUCGAGGCCCCCAUACACAUCAAGGUUGAAGCAUCGAUCGCCGAAUACACCGCCAUUAAAAUAGGAGCGCCUAGGACCAAACUGAUCUUAGAGCUCGAGAGUUAUGUUAAGGCACUAAUGCUCAAUGAUUUGCCCCCACAUGACCCCAGAGAUGUCUUCGUGCUCAAUGUCGGAUUUACCGUGCAAUUCGAUGAAGACAAGCCUUGGACCUCAUGCUUUCCAACACACAAGGCUAGCGACUAUGCCACGCUCAGGCUCUCGUUAAAAAGGAUUUCAAUACCAGCAGAAGCAAGAUAUUAUGACAUAAAACCAUUGAAGUUCGACCCGGAACUUAUGCAUGCCGUGUACCUCGAAAACAACAAUGUGAGAGAACGAAAGGCACUCACUUCAUUGAUGCAGAUAGUUGAUAGCUAUGACCCAGGAAAGAACCCAUACACAGUCGAAACUUUCCUUAAACAGCAAGGGCUGACCAAGUUAAGCAAACUCAUGAAGACUAUUGGUUCCCAUUAUGCGCGAGAAAAAGACGUGCAUCAACUUCAAGGAGGACAUCACAAAAGUGAUGGAUUUUGUGGAGGAGGAAACUACGAUAUCCCUGAGUACCUUAUGGACGUGUACGCCAAAUAUAUGCUCAAUAUGCAGGUCGAAAAUGCGGGUUACUUGCAGACCAUGAUGUGGUCAGGAGGACCUCCCACCUUCUUCUUCAAUAGCAUUCAUAAUGCAGCUUACUCCCUCACCGCACUGACCAUAAAACCCGGGACCCCAAUGUUAAUGGGCGGCGAUGACAGUGCGAUUAAUGACUACGUGGUGCCCCGCGAUAAACAUAAGGUCAAGAAGUAUUUUAAACUGAUCGCUACCACCGACUAUGGACACUUCCCCGAAUUUUGCGGAUGGAAGUUGACCCCUUUCAGAGCGAUUAAGAGCCCCAAGAAGCAAAACAUGCCUACGUCCUGGGCGACUGGCUGCACGAAGUACGGAGCUGAUGUACCAACAGUUAAUCAACCGCAUGUUCACCAACCUAAAGGACUAUUUGCCACGGGAUAG
Molecule: messenger RNA, 1587 nt
Organism: Racocetra persica
Lineage: Eukaryota; Fungi; Glomeromycota; Glomeromycetes; Diversisporales; Gigasporaceae
Source: the annotation of a GenBank genome assembly